GCUUAUCUAAAGACAUCCGUCGUUGUUCCUCCUCAUGUUAAGCCCUCAACUCUCCCUCUCUCUCUCCUCCGAUCCAAGCCAACGAAAAUCCUCACUCCCAGCUGUUCACGCUACCAACCCUACAGAUCUCUCUCUCUCUACAUACAUGCAUACAUAUACAUAAAGAUCCAUCCACCCGUAAUCUCAAUUUCCCAGUUAAACCAACUUUGGAGUUGUCACAGCGGCACAGUGAAAUGUCCUGUGACAACUAGGGUAGGGUUUUUUAACUUUUUUUUUUUUUUUGUGAAGAAUAUGGCGGUGGAGGCUUCUCACAGUUGGAGGGACUCCUACAAGGGCAUGUCCUCUGACAACAUCAACGGCUUGGUCUUGGCAUUGUCUUCGAGUUUUUUCAUUGGGGCAAGCUUCAUUGUUAAGAAAAAGGGCUUGAUGAAGGCCGCUGCAUCCGGAGUUAGGGCAGGUGUUGGAGGUUACUCGUACUUGUAUGAGCCACUGUGGUGGGUGGGCAUGAUAUCAAUGAUUGUAGGAGAAAUUGCUAAUUUUGCGGCUUAUGCAUUUGCACCAGCUAUUCUGGUUACUCCUCUUGGUGCACUCAGCAUUAUUAUCAGUGCUGCACUUGCACAUGUCAUUUUAGGUGAGAAGUUACAUAUUUUUGGGAUUCUUGGUUGUGCUCUCUGUGUUGUGGGGUCUACCACAAUUGUUCUACAUGCUCCUCAAGAACGUGCAAUUGAAUCUGUGACAGAAGUGUGGGAUCUUGCUACCGAGCCAGGUUUUCUCUUAUACGCAGCUAUGGUGCUAACUGCUGUCUUCAUAAUUAUAUUUCACUAUAUCCCACAAUAUGGCCAGACUCAUAUAAUGGUCUAUAUUGGAGUUUGUUCACUAGUUGGUUCUUUGUCAGUCAUGAGUGUCAAAGCACUUGGAAUUGCCUUGAAGCUAACAUUAUCAGGAAUGAACCAAUUAAUAUAUCCCCAAACGUGGGCCUUCACUCUUGUAGUCCUUACAUGUGUAAUUACCCAAAUGAAUUAUUUAAACAAGGCCCUCGACACAUUCAGCACAGCUGUUGUAUCCCCCAUCUACUAUGUCAUGUUUACGUCUUUCACCAUUUUAGCGAGUGUCAUCAUGUUUAAGGAUUGGGAUAGGCAGAGUCCAACUCAAAUUGUAACAGAAAUGUGUGGGUUUGUGACGAUCCUAUCGGGGACCUUUCUUCUUCACAAAACAAAGGACAUGGUUGAUGGUUUGUCUAUGUCUCCAUCAAUACGACUCCACAGGCACACAGAUGAAGAGGAUGGUUUUGGAAUGGAAGGCAUUCCUCUCAGGCGGCAGGAAACAUCGAGAUCAAUUUAAAGUGGUAUUCCUACAAUUCCCUCAAAAAACUCGUAUAUGCUUCUUUGGGGAAGGGAUCUGAGUAAUGUCAACUUGUAUUUUAUGAACAUUGGAUCCAUCCCCUCGUGUUCAUUUUGGGACAGUUAGUUGGUGAAGAUAGGGGGAGGUUUUAAAUUUCUUUACUAUUUUUUAAAAUUUCUAGUUUUGGAUCAAAAUGAGGCGCAGGGCCUUGAAAUGCCAGACCCCUUCCCCCUCAAUAUGAGGCACGGCCAGUGCAAAUGUAAUUUUGAGCAUGUCAGUUAUAUAAUUAUUUUACAAAGAAUUAUGUAAAGCUAUCUUAGCAGAAGAAAUUACAAAAUUAUCGUCCCUUACAAUUGUCUUACAGUAAUUGCACCAUUGUUGCCACAUUAUAUUUGGCUUGUGUUCCAUUUGCAACCAUCAGCUUCAUUGAAACAAAACUGUAUAAUUUUUCAA
This is a messenger RNA of Camellia sinensis, 1794 nucleotides long. Lineage: Eukaryota; Viridiplantae; Streptophyta; Magnoliopsida; Ericales; Theaceae. The record is from RefSeq and is a predicted model, not a curated record.